UCUUAAGCAUAUGUAACCCAUCGAUUUAAAAAGAAAAUGAAAAAAUUUAAGAAAAAAGAAGCCUUAAACUCAGUUUGUGGUCUUCUACCCAUUCUCGGAAGGAAAUUUCACGCAAAAAAGGAGGAUUUCUCGGUUUUUCAGUUUGCCCAGUCACGCUUGAGGGAACAAGGAAAAUGAGAGCACUGUUUUUCUUUAGGAGAAGUUCAUCACUGUGGGAGAAAAGAAGACAUCAACCAAACUUCAUCUUAUCAUCCAAGUCCUUUUGUACAGACAAUGGUGAUGACCUCCAGACCUCCAAGGUCAAGAUCUUUGAUCGUCAUCUCAAACGCAGACAGCGUGAUCGAGCUGCAUGGUUGAUGCGCCCAAAAGAUUCUUUUGUUGAUGCAACAGCUGAAAAUAUAUUAGAUCGUUUGGAGGACUGCAAAAGAUCAUUUCCUUCAGCAUUAUGCUUGGGGGGUUCACUGGAAGCCAUCAGGCGUCUGUUAAAUGGUCGUGGUGGCAUUGAAAAGCUGGUUAUGAUGGACACAUCAUAUGAUAUGGUGAGAUUGUGUAAAGAUGCUGAGCAAAAUGAACCAAGCAAAAAGAUUGAAACAUCCUUCAUGGUUGGUGAUGAAGAAUUUUUACCUGUUAAAGAAAGUUCUCUAGAUCUGAUUAUAAGUUGCUUGGGCCUCCAUUGGACAAAUGAUCUCCCAGGAGCAAUGAUACAGUGUAGGAUGGCAUUGAAGCCUGAUGGUCUAUUUUUAGCAGCUAUUCUCGGUGGAGAAACCUUAAAGGAGCUUAGAAUAGCAUGCACAGUGGCUCAAAUGGAGCGUGAAGGGGGAAUCAGUCCACGAGUGUCACCCUUGGCCCAAGUGCGGGAUGCUGGAAAUCUUUUGACUAGGGCUGGUUUUGCCCUUCCAGGUGUUGAUGUUGAGGAAUAUACAGUUAAAUAUCAAAGUGCUUUGGAUCUUAUAGAACAUCUGCGUGCAAUGGGCGAAACUAAUGCUCUUCUACAGCGGAACAGGAUCCUAAAGAGAGAAACAGCCCUGGCAACUGUAGCUAUUUAUGAUUCAAUGUUUGCCGCAGAAGAUGGCACAAUUCCUGCUACUUUUCAGGUCAUUUACAUGACAGGGUGGAAGGAGCACCCAUCUCAGCAGAAGGCCAAAAGGAGGGGAUCUGCCACCAUAUCAUUCCAGGACAUCCAGAAGCAGUUUGGAAGUGACAGUUGAUUUUUUCUCUUUUAUUUCUCUGCAUUUCAAGAUGGCUUUUGAUUUUUACGACAAAAGACCAUGAGCUGUAAGAUAAUCAAGUAGAACUUGGGUUGUGCAGUGAGGGCUUGUCGACUAGCUGUUCAACUUGCCUUUUUCUUUUCUAUGGGAACUGCAAUCAAAGAUUCUGGGGUAUAUACCAUGGCCUGGCUCUCUAUUGGUUUUCUUCAAAUAUGUUUCUUUCUAAUUUUUCUAUUGUUGGAUUUGUGACAUUAUUUUGUAAUUUCUUUUACUUUUUAGGGCGGCAUAACAUGAACUCAACCAAAAAAAAAGGUCAAAAUAAAACAUCAGUAUUUCUUUCUA
Messenger RNA from Ziziphus jujuba (common jujube), 1550 nucleotides. Its product is annotated as putative methyltransferase At1g22800, mitochondrial. The record is from RefSeq and is a predicted model, not a curated record. Gene Ontology annotation, cellular component: mitochondrion. Lineage: Eukaryota; Viridiplantae; Streptophyta; Magnoliopsida; Rosales; Rhamnaceae. The transcript is spliced from 12 exons. Gene Ontology annotation, biological process: mitochondrial respiratory chain complex I assembly. Gene Ontology annotation, molecular function: S-adenosylmethionine-dependent methyltransferase activity. Bases 174 to 1208 code for a protein of 344 amino acids.